Oryctolagus cuniculus (rabbit) is the source of this 1317-nucleotide messenger RNA. The record is from RefSeq and is a predicted model, not a curated record. Lineage: Eukaryota; Metazoa; Chordata; Mammalia; Lagomorpha; Leporidae.
CUGCUCUGUUCCAAGGACCACACAAAGGAUCUGUUCAGUCCUCAGUGUAAGCUCAGAUUCCCCUGUAGUCUUCCACCGGGUUGCCAAGGUUACCAAGUUUUCGGCGUCUCCCAAGAGUACUCACAUCUCAGAAACUCCAUGAGUUCUCUCACACACCCUCAGUUUUUUUUUUUUUUUUUUCACAGUCACAGUUCAUAAGCUCCCACACAUUCACUAGGUCCUAACCUCCUUUUAUUUCUCCCCACCAGAGUCAGCACAGCUUUUACGUAUGUCCAAAAUGGUGCCUGCUCUUUGUCUUGCUCACCUUUGUAAGGUGAUGACAGCAUUUGAAGACCUGGCUGUGUACUUUACGUGGGAGGAAUGGCAGAAAAUGAACAAUGCUCAGAAAAUUCUGUACAGAGAUGUGAUGCUGGAGACCUACAGCAGCCUCUUCUCCUUGGGGCACUGCAUUACCAAACCUGACUUAAUCUUCAAGUUGGAGCAAGGAGCAGAGCCAUGGAUGGUGGACGAAUGCUUGAAUGAGAGCCUUCCAGUGGGCAUGAAAAGGGAUGACCUGAUUAGGAUCAACCAGGAAAGUCAGGACAACAAUCUGAAUCAGGAUUUUAUGAAAAAUAAGAAGACAUCAGCUCUCAAGAGAGUUGAAUUAAGAAAAACACUUAGUUUAAAUUCAAACCAUAUUCCAACACUGAUUAUUGAAAAGGGAAUCUAUUCAGGAUUGAAGCCUGAGGAAUGCAAUAAAUGUCACACUGUGUAUCCCCCCAGUGGGCCUGAUCAACUACAGGGUGAAGAGAAAUUUGAUAACACUAAGAUACCUGGAAAAACCUCUCCAGUUCUGUGAGCCUCUUGGUCAGCAUGACAAGAUUCACAUCAUGAAGCAGCCAUUUGGACCCACUGGACAAGCAAAAGUCUUCACAAGAAAGAUGUUCUGUAAAUCUGAGAGGGUUCAUAUGGCAGAAAACUGUAAUAAAUCAACUGUCACUUUUGGAAAAGCAACUCAAAUAGAAAAGGCUAUCUAUGGAAAUUCUAGCCUCAGUAUGCAUCAACAAACUCACACAAGAAAGAAAUUUUAUAAGUACAUUAUGUAUGUUGAACCUGUCAUUCACCAGUCACAUCUUACAAUAAACCAGAGACUAAAUACAAGGGAAAAACUUUACACAUGUAAACCUUGUGGAAAAUCACUCAGUUUUAAUUCACCUUCUGAAUGUAAUGACUGUGAAAAAGCCUUUGGACAAAAGUCAGACCUCAAAAUACAUCAGCGAAUUCACACAGGGGAGAAACCUCAUGAAUGUAGUGACUGUGGAAAAGCCUUUGGAUGAA